Molecule: messenger RNA, 5550 nt
Organism: Wyeomyia smithii (pitcher-plant mosquito)
Lineage: Eukaryota; Metazoa; Arthropoda; Insecta; Diptera; Culicidae
Gene: hth
Product: homeobox protein homothorax
Exons: 6
Coding region: 1494-2264 (256 amino acids)
Source: RefSeq, a predicted model, not a curated record
AAGACAGUGUAUAUUUGCCUUCGAAACGCGUACGACGUGUUUACGAACGUCGCUCUCACUCUUUAUAUAUUCAGAAAAAAUAAACAUAAAAUAAAAUAAAACGAUAACAGUAUACCAAUAAUUAUUCAAAUUCGUAUUCGUAAGUCAUUUAUUACCACACAUCGGUAAAUUUACACAAAUAUAAACUGCUAUUAAAAAUUUAUACCUAUCCGUCGCUAUUAAGGACAGCAGCAACCAAGUAUUUUCUCGAUUAUGGAUGAAUAAAUCGCCUAUCUGGAAAGUUUGAUGGAUUAGAAUGUGAUCGGUUGUGUGCAAAGAACUUACGGUAGUUAUCAUAACAUGAUUGCAGAAAUAAUAGCUGUAGAGAAGAAACGCAAAAGUUUGUGUUAAUUUCCGCGGACACCUGUGCAGUUGUAUGCAACAUAUAAUGAUUUUGCAUUCCCGGUGAUGAUCCAGAAAAGGCUGUGCUUGUUGCAAAUCUGGUAGAUUUUAUUAUCCUUUUGGUAAACUUGAUGCGCGAUCUGAUCUAGUGCAGCACCACAAGAGAAGAGCAAUGAAAUAAGCGAGAGCGAUAUAAAAAAGCAUGCUGAGUAAUGCAUUGGUCCUCGUCACACUGCACCGUACCUUCACGCUCACAUUCUCGAUACCGCAAGUGAAGGCUACGUUGUGAAACCUAGCCAGCGUACCGCGUGAGUGUGAUAAAUCAUUUCUCGCUCAUCGCACGCGUAACCGACGACAUUGUGCAAAGUAGUAGCUCACUGAAUCAAAAUGCAAGUAAUUGAUAUCCUUUUUUCGGCAGCUGAAAAUCCAUCUCCGCGGCAAAGGUCGUUUGUGAACUGCGUCUAUUAUUGAUCGACCUUUAUUACCAAGUUUAUCGAAUAAUAGAACAUUAGAUUGUUUAUUCGUCCGUGAAAUCGUCGUGCAACGGGAAAAUCAUUGAAACGUCGCGCAAAUCGCUCUGCUGAGUAUUACAUUGAAACUGUGAUUAUAGUUUUAAAAUAAGUGUGAAGUAUUGUUUACGAUAUACGUAAUAUGAAAAAGUAUAGUCAUCUUGAAAGAUUUGGCUCGGCCAAUGUGCACACGUGCUAAAGUGGAUCAGAAAAUUAUCAUUAAUCAAGUUCUUAGAAGAACGUUGAACCUGAGCAUGAAAGGAAAAAGAGUGUGAUUGAAUUGAAGCGCAAACUGCUUCUGUAGUUCUAAGUUGGCUAGCCGUGAGAUUAUUUCAAUGUUUUCGUCUAGAGAAAUCCACGAUUCCUUAUGAUUCACUACGAGCGUUUUCGGUACCACAAAAAGCACAAAAAUAAGUAGUCUCGCGGUAUCGACUCAACUCGCAACGGUAUUGCGGACUAUUGAUAUUAGUAUAAAGACAGUGAACAUUUUUUUAGUGUAAUAGUGAUAGUGUGUAUAGUGUCAAAAAAUCAUAGUUUUGAUUAAAUCUUGGCAGUUCUGUUCGGGUAAGAGGAAUUAGAACGCCGCACGUGCAAGUUGAUUUGAUGGCUCAACCUAGGUAUGAUGAUGGCCUGCAUGGCUAUGGAAUGGACAGUGGAGCAGCGGCGAUGUACGACCCACACGCUGGACAUAGGCCGCCAGGGUUAUCUGGCUUACCUCCACAUCACUCACCUCAUAUGAACCAUGCAGCGGCUGCAUCAGUCGGUAUGCAUGGUUAUCAUGGAACCUCUAGUCAUGUAUCACCAGCCACAAGUCACAUGGGUGCAGUGCAACCAGAUGUGCAUAAACGUGAUAAAGAAGCUAUUUAUGGACACCCAUUAUUCCCGCUGUUGGCUCUAAUAUUUGAGAAGUGUGAACUGGCGACGUGUACACCCCGAGAACCAGGUGUUGCGGGUGGUGAUGUGUGUUCCUCAGAUUCUUUCAGUGAAGAUGUGGCAGUAUUUAGCAAACAGAUACGACAGGAAAAACCCUACUAUGUAGCAGAUCCAGAAGUAGACUCAUUAAUGGUGCAAGCUAUUCAAGUGCUACGGUUUCACCUCCUGGAGCUUGAAAAAGUACACGAGUUAUGCGAUAAUUUUUGUCAUCGAUAUAUUUCAUGUUUGAAGGGUAAAAUGCCAAUUGACUUAGUGAUCGACGAACGGGACACCACCAAACCACCAGAAUUAGGCGGUGCCAAUGGCGAGGGUAGAAGUAAUGCAGAUUCAACAUCACAUACAGAUGGAGCUAGCACACCAGACGUUGUGAGUACCCCCUUCGCGGGAGCACAUGGUCCUAUAUUGGCGAGCUACAAUGCGGUGGUGCACCCAUGUUCGUAGUACGACUAUGACCUUCUUGCAAAAACGAAGCGGGUGCUCACAAUGCCCUGGAAUAAUGGCCACAACUACGCUUGAGUUCGCGCUGACUAUGCUUAAUUGUACUACUUUAGAUACAACAAAUUGAGAACGAAAAUACCAAAAAUUAAGCGAAACCAUAGCAUUGAUUAAAACUUGAUACUUUAGAGACAAGGCAAAAUGGAUACACGCCAAUGUAAAUCUGCAUUAACAUCUUACGUUCCAGCGACAUUGAGAUGAUUAAAGAAGUUUGCAACAUGUACAGAAGCUGCAACCACACUACAGGACUCAGCUCAUCACUGUUAUAAGACUCAAAUCCAUGUGUGAACAAUUUCAAACGUCUGGAUGCAAAAACUUGAACCGACGGAGAAAUGGCAAGUGUGCAUGUGCAACAGAGAGAAAAACGAAAAAAAAACACAAUGCAAAUAAUAAAUAAAGUGGAAAAGAAGAUUUGCUAACAAGUCUGUGAGUGCAAACAAUCACACUCGGACCACCGGUUCAGGUGCGAAGCUUCUUUUGUGUGUAUGUAUAAUCUCGUUUUUCAUCUAGCAUAUUACAACGCUUUGAACCAUGAAUCCUGUUCGUGAAACAUUAAGCAUAGAGAGAAAGAGAAAUGCAUAAAUCAGACAAUUUGAAUGAAUUGUAGAUUCUGUACGUGCUGCAAACGCCUGAAUUUCAACAAUGUUUCAAGUAAAAGCAAACAGCAGAAAGAAUUUCAUUCUUGCAUCUUAAUUAUAAAUACAAAACAAAAUGAAUAAAGAAAAGUGAUGCGACAAACGUACGAAUCUAAAGUAUAGAUUGUAAAAGCAACUUUAUAUACGUAAUUAAAGUAUAAGGAUGAAAAGUAAAAGCUAAUUUCAAAUUUUAUUGAACGACUACAAAGCAAACCACCUGUAAAAGGCAAGCCAGGAAAUGAUAAAGAAAAUAUAGCAAGUAUACUUCGUUUUUGCAAGAAGCCCAUAUAGCUCGCCAAUUUCGAUUACCGGAACAAUUUGGCAACAAUGCGUGAGUGUGCACGGGUUCACGUCGUUGGUUCAUAAUGUUAAACGUAAUUUUUUUACAGAUUAUUGGGACGAUACUAAGAUCACUGACGGUUACCUCUCAAAUAUUUUUGUAAACAUAAAUAUAUGCAUUUAAGAACUCUUGAGGCUUUGAGCCAAGGUUCUUUGAUGAAACCGUCGGUGAUCUAUAAGUUAAAAUACAAUACUAACAAACUGCUCAAUUAUUCUUUCUAUUUCAACAGCACACUACCUGGUAAUCGCCAUUGUUGUCAAAUCGUUCCGCGUUUGCAUGUACAGAUGUAUUUGCUCUGAAAAAAUUAUUGUGUUUUUGUUUGUAUUAUCAUGCUAUUAGUUACUAAAAAUAACAGACUUUGGUUCUCUGAACGAUCAAAAUAGUACCUCUGAGGGUUUGGGACAACAAAAUAUAAAACAAAACCAUCAGAAUAGGUUAUGAUGGUUUUUUAUUUCCUUCGGUGAACUGGAUUCUUCAAUACGAUUGUUCAAUGUCGAUUUCCCUUCGCUUCGAGUUGAACUCUUUGAUGCAAGAAUACAUAGAAUCUAGAAAAUAUCUGAGUUUCAACAUUGAUCAAACAUUCAAUAACAUUUUGAAUUUUCUAUAGUGUAUGGAAAAUAGACAUUAAGGCCAAAAUAUAAUGAACGAUGCCGAUAUCUCAGAAUAAAUGUUCUGGAUUUUAAAUUUUAGUUGUAUUCUUUGCCUCUUUCGUAUAAUGUCGGACUUCUAAAGUUGAUCAGAAAGAAAAUAUGAAAUCUUUUAAGGAUGAAUCGAGCGAUAUACGUAAUUUACAUUUGACUGAAAUUUUUCUGUGUAGUAGUUUUCUGGAUAACAAAUGAUAUUGUUGUCCAGCUGUACCUACUAAUCUGUUAAACUAGGCAAAAUCUACCAUUAAAAAAACGAUCGCAUAGAGUUAUGUGAACGAAAUCAUUAUUAUGUAUACGACUUUAAUCCCUCGAUUACGAAACACUGCAAGGGGGUUUGAUUCUCAUGAUUUGUAAAAAAAAUCGACACAGGAUACUGCGAUAAACUAAAAACAAUUUAUUUUCAGUUAACCAAAUAUGUUUUAGACAUUUAUUUAGAAUCCUUGAAUACAAUCAAUACACGCAAUUUUAGAGAUACCGUUCUAUCAUAUAUUUAAUUUCACCCGUUUCAUAACAAGUCAAAGUGACUAAAUUUAUUUCCACAUUUUUUAUAAAUUUUACAUCUCUGUAACAUUAACAGCAACAAAUGAAUAUCAAAACCAAACAUUAGUAGCAACAAAAAAUCUGCAAAAUGAUUUCACUUGAAGAUUGAAUUCAUAAAAUAUCCCUAAAUUAGAAGUAAAAUCAUUCAAUGACUACCAGCUAAAUUCAACCCUAUAUACAUUUUACCUAGAUAGCCUCUAUGUUAAGAAUAAAAUUUAAUAUGAUGAAAGCGUAUACGAACUAUAUUUAAUAGAAAUAAAUAAAACUACACAAUUUGGAAAUGAACGAAAAUAUUUUAUUAUUGGAAUAUUUUUGUAAGUAUGUAAAAAGAAAGGUAUAUUUAAAUUAAUUCAAUCUAUAUAAUGUAAACUAUUUAAGAGAGGGCAAACUAGCAACAUUGAAUAGGUAACUAGUGAAACGCGUUUCUGUCGGUUAUACAAACAAACAUGAAUAUUAUUUUUCUCGAAUUUUUGUAUAAAAAUUAUUGAAAAAUAUCAAGCUAUAUGGGCAUUUUAGUUUAAAAAUUUUAUUAUCAGACGCGCAUGCAAGGAAAAAUACUAUACUAAUUACAAUGCUAAGUAGAAAAGGCAGAUGCAGACAAAGAAAAUCAUACUCAGUAUACAAGAAAGCAAAAUUUGUGAUUUUUAUUUAUAUCAUAGCGAAAAACCACAAAUGUUUUAGACAAUUUUCAUUAUGUUUGGAAAUGUUCUUUUGAAGUUAUGAUUUUUUGUAGCUAACAAAAGUGAAUGAGACGAAAAAUCCAAAUCAAUUAAUCACUAUGCAGUGAAUGAAGGUUAUUCAACAAACUCAGAAUUGAAAGCAGACUGUAGCUAAUGACAAAUUUGCCUGUAUUCCAAAAUUAGUUGUUAACGAAAAUUUUAUAUUGGAAAAUAAUGAACGACUUGAAAACAAGCAUAAUAAUAGAGUACAAAUCUGAAAAAAGUCCCUGCUGUAUUUUUUAUCUUAACCUUUUAUUUUGUGGGUCAUUUCCUUAAAUUCAUUAGUGUAACAAUAAUAUCCACUAAAAUGAAGAAAUUUUGAGAAUUAAGCUGCGGGUCGUUAAUUUUUUU